Messenger RNA from Anopheles funestus (African malaria mosquito), 7533 nucleotides. Its product is annotated as leucine-rich repeat flightless-interacting protein 2. The transcript is spliced from 10 exons. Lineage: Eukaryota; Metazoa; Arthropoda; Insecta; Diptera; Culicidae. The coding region runs from base 2532 to 3947 and encodes 471 amino acids. The record is from RefSeq and is a predicted model, not a curated record. Gene Ontology annotation, biological process: regulation of DNA-templated transcription.
AAAUAGCACGUUCUCUCGUUACCCUCUGCGUACAUAUGUGUAUGUGUGUGCGUGCGUGCGUGGUGUGUGCAUGCACGACGUGUUGUUGUGUGUUUGUGGGUAAAAUUAUAACCUAAAUGACCUGAGCCAAAAAGGUGCGACGAAAAAAUCGACAAAUUUGCGGAAACCGUUUUUCCCUGAAACUGUGUUUCAUUUUCCACUGGUGGGAAAGCCACGGCCGAAAAACGGUAAGUUGCGUGUGCCUGCGACCAGCAAAAAAAAACGACAAUACACCCAUGCUAAAAGCACACCCGUCCAGCUUUGUGAAAUCAACCUUUUUUUGUACUUAGUAUGGUACAGUGAGAAUGAGAGAUGAACAGGAGCAGAAAAAAAACCACUUGUCAUUGUUGCAAACCAUCCCCAUCGGGGGGUUUUGAGUUAUAUUGUACAAAAUCGGCUUUCAAUCGUAACCAAGCUGCUCUGUGAAAGGUUACAUACUUCUAUCAAAUGAUGUAGUGGCUCCAUAAAACAAUAGUUCGUGCAAAGGAAGGCUCAGUUCGAGAGUACAGCGAUAAGUGUUUUGGGGACCGUUUCUAGGAUGCUCUAGAAACCUGGUGCCGCAUGUGAUAGAUUUCGAAGCGGAUGAAGAAAAUAGACAGCCGAACGUCCUGUGAUAAGGUGCUGCAGCGUGUGGCAGUGAGUAAAACGACAUUUGCCUGGAAAAAAAAGUUAAGCUUCCAAAAGCCCAAAACGGAUGAUCGCAUCGAAUCGUUACAAAAUGCAUUAAAAUCCCAUACGCAUACGCAUACAUGCACGACCCGUGCGAGCGAUACACACCGUGAGGAGCCACCGAGCUACCAACACCUAUACAAACACGAGCAUAAAUCGGAAGCUGUACUUAAGGGUAGAUUGCAUAGAUAUUGCUCCCGACAAAAAAAAAACAUCUGAUUAUGUUCCCGGAUACAGAUUGCCGAACACGUUAUGAUACGGCAGCAUUUCAUUAGCGGUGAAACGGCGAAAGAAAACUUACUUCAUAAUUAAACGGUACGGCCACUAGCAGCAGAAACAAAGCAUACACACACCGAUCAAUGUUCCACCCUCAACCAUCCUGACAUUUCACCCUUGGACAAAUAAUUGGGAAUAUUUUUAAAACAGGAUUCACACCGCCUCAGCGCUAGCGCAUGAGGCCGAAUCGUACGGCAAGUGAGUCAGCAAACCGUCACCCAUUCCCGCACCACCAAUCAAUUAGCUGAAAAAUCAAAUGGUUUCCCCAGUUUCAGUGCUUUCCCUGCGAGAUUCAGGCAGCAGACGGUUUAACAAACAUAUUAAAACAAUCUUUCCUUCUUGUUUUUUUUAGAAUACUGCAGCAGCCGAUUCAUUUUUCACCAACUGGAUUGUUGGUAUAACAUUGGUUUAUUUUGCUACAACAAUAUUUGUUUUCUACGAUCGCUUGCCAAGAGUUGCUUGGUUGAAAGAAAACAUAACAGCAUAGCAAAAGGGAAAUGAAGCGAAAUUUCUAAUCGAAGCUGCUGUUAUCGUUCAAAACCUUCUUUAAAAGUUUACCAUGGGCCAUCGAAACGGUGGACGACGAAAACAGAAUUGAAGAUGUGAACGUGAUGUUUUUUUGUUUGUUUUUUAUCGGAUCUAAUUUUGCAACGGAUUUUCUCACCAACCGGAGAGAGAAGCAUUCGCUUCCUUAACCACAUGCCUGUAGCUGGAACAGACUGUCUUACAUUAGCAAAAAAACAAAGGGAUUUAUCUUUAUUACACAUUUGUUAAUGUGUUCUGCGUCCAUGUAGUAUAUCGAUUUUAUAGGGGAAACAAUUUAGCACAAUAAGACGCUGUAAAUGUGGCGAAAGAUUAAUAUGUACAAUGUGAUAUUGUAAUUACGUUUCGAUAAUUGUUUAACGUCACUAAAUUGCAGUUGCAACAUUUAAAGCGUGUGAUACUACCUGGUAACUAGUGGAAUAAAUUUAAUAGUUUGUGUAAAUGUCGUUGAUUUUAAGCAAACAAAAGUGUAAAGUGAAUCAUAUUAAAAAUACACCAGUGAUCAGUGCUACCGCCCGACUAAAGGAUGGCUUGUACCUUAAACCGGCAUCGUUGCGAGUAAAUAUUAGCUGUGUUUGUUGUUCGGCAUCGUUACUGUGCUUCCAAUUUUCGUACCGUGACACUGCGAGGCACAUAGGCACAAUCAUAGACAAGUUAAACUGUACAUAACCGAUCGUUGGGAUAGUCGCAAAACGUUCCUGCACACAUGUGCAUGUGGUGAGAUUGCAUCACCUACGACGAAGGUUAGGCCGGAUGUAAAUGGACACGUUAGAUACCAUUCUAUCGUUUAUACGUGUUAUCGCAACAUAAAUCGACAAAACAGCAGAAAAAAACCCUGCCCCCCGCGCUAUAUACAGUAACACUGCACACGGUCCCAUUACGAUCCGGAUAUCACCUAGCCCUGUUGCAUUUCGUAAUUUUCUUGUAUUUUAACAUCGAUCAAUCAGCAACAUAAACGCACAACAGCAUCAUUCGCUGAGCCACACAAUAAAACAGACAUCGCAAUGGAGAGUCCGAGUGCCGGUGGGAGGCGCCGCGGCAAUUCGCGCAUCAAUGCGGAAGAUCAAGCCCUUGAUCAGAUUGCAAAGGAGCCGCCCCGGGAUACGAGUAGCAACAGCAGCAGUGGCCAGAAUGACAGCUACCAUGACUCAUCCUCGGUGCAGGAACCAGACAAUCACCAACAACAUCCGCAGUACGCGUACGAACCGCAUCGGCAGUUUCAUCGGCUAUCGGUUUCCCACACCGGCGAGGAGUUUAGUUCCGAAGAGGAUGAAACGUUUGUGGAGCUGCUCGAGCGCGCUAGUGACAUUGCCGAGGCACGGUUAGCAGCUAGGCGUCAGGCACGGGCAGAGGCACGCGAGAUACGCAUGCGAGAACUGGAGCGGCAACAGAAAGAGCUGGAGCAAACGGCCGACCGCGUCUUUGAUCUGCAGCAGCAGUCGAUCGGUUUGUCCGAACCGGCCAACAUGGUUGCGACGCCACGUUCGAGCCGCAUACUGGCCCAGAACGCGGUGACGCGUGGUAGUGCCCUAUCGUCCCGCCGUAACAGUGAGGAUUCCCUAGAGGAGGAAGCCCGCAGCCUACGCGACCUUCGGCAUGAGCUGAAAGACGUAGAAGAGCGUUUCCGCAAGGCGAUGAUUGCGAACGCUCAGCUAGACAAUGAACGGUCCUCGCUUAACUAUCAAAUUCAGCUGCUAAAGGACAAGCUGGAGGAGGUGGAAGAAUCGCACUCGCAGCUGCAGCGCGAGUAUCGGGAGAAAUGUCGCGACCGGGAAGCGCUGAAGCGCAACAACGACAAACUCAGCGAGGAGUUGAAGCUCGUGCAGGGUCAGCUACAGGAGCGUGAUGCACUGAUAGAGCAGCACGGACUAGUAAUAGUAACGGUAGAGAAUGAGGAUGGUACGGAUGCGCACCGCGCCCUAGUCACAGCGGAUAACGCACAACUGCUCAAAUCUGUUCCCGGCUCAUUAGACGUAAGACUGAAGAAGUUUGCGGCCGAAAAGCACGAACUGCAGACCGAACUGCAGGCGCUGCAGCAACAGCUGAACGAUAUCAAGAGCAAGGGCAGACGGUACACCUCCAUGAACGGUUCGCUGGUCGAUGAUGACUACGAAGAUGCGCAGCGGGAAGCUAACAAGCUGAUCACGGAGUAUAAGUACAAGCUGCAGAAAGCGGAGCAAGAGAUCGCAAACCUGCAGGCUAGUCUGGCACGCUCGGAAACGCAGGUGAUCCGAUACAAGAGCACUGCCGAGGCGGCAGAGAAAGCGGAAAGCGAUCUUAAGAUCGAGCGAAGAAAGCUGCAACGCGAGAACCGUGAAGCGAUGGAUCGUUUGGAGGAGCUAGAAACAUCGAACAACCACUUGCUGAAGCGGCUAGAUAAGCUUAAGAACGUCAAGAGCACCAUACUGAAGGACAUAUGAUAGGAAACAAGCGUCCCCAGUCUACCCCCAGUAACAUCCGCGACGAACAGCAGGGACGCGGUCGAGGAUCGGCACAUGGGAACAAAUAAUUAGUGAACCAACCAACCUACUAUCUAGCCGCGGGGCUAGGAGUACCGCUUCGUUAUUAGCAGGACCAUCAUUCCCAAACCAUGAUUCAUUGUUCGCGCCCAAUCAUUUCCUCCCUCCGUUCUUCAACCCCUGUCAUCCUUUCCCUUGACGCGAUCCGCGAUGUAUGAUUUUCUUUAGUACAUAUAUAUUCAGAGGCGGAUUUACAACUCUAGGGGUCGUAAACGGGGAAAAAACCCGUCGAAAUGCUUGGAUUGAAAAAAAAUGUGUAUGAUUUUUUUUUUUGUACUUUGCUAGCACAGGGGGGUCCCCUGCGGCCGCUUCAGUCCCGUUACCGUUAAACCCGCCACUGUGUAUAUAGCCACUAUUACGCCGAAUAAUGCGUACCCAACAGCUGGAUGGCACAUAUGUAAAAUAUUCCUUGACCAUUGAGCAGAGUUGGGGGAGGGAAAAAAACAACACACACUAAAGCCGGUCGCCCACACAGCCAUUGAUUGAUUGUUAACAAGAAAAGAAAUCUGAUGAUUCGUUGUCGAAAUCUACUUUUAUCUCUUCCUUGGUAGCGUUACUAUUUCCUGCCCCCCGCCCCUUGCAAGGCACGAUAUUUGCGUUACUUGCCUAUUGUUACAAGCGCAACUCGUUAUUAUUUCACAAACCACACCAUCCAAGUUUCGUUUAUACGCACAAAUCAGCUUGGCAAGUAAAAUUGUGUUUGUGUGUAUCCAAGUACUAAAUCGGCGUAUGUGUGUGUGUGUGUGUCUGUAUAUUGUAUUCGAUUUCCCUGUACCCUUUAUUUAUUUAGGCAAUGCUUUAUUAUUACUUUAUAUCCCUUGCUUCUGCCAUUAGCGCUUAGUGAUACGCGCGUUACAGCAUACAAGUUACAUCGGCUAAUGGUAAUACUAGACGAUCCCUUAGCGUGGCAAAUUGGACGGAAACCUAGCUGUUUUCCCUUCUGCUACGACAAUUCAAUUGUAUUUGGUGGUAACGGUCUACAUGUCCUGUCUAAUGCCUGCCUUAUACUCGCCAGCGAACUGUAUCAUGUGUGCCACGGAACACAGUGUGAAUCGGUCAGUCUUUAAUACGUUUUUUUGGGAAAGAGAAAAUUCCUUAUUACAGGGUGUAAUAUGCGCUAAACGAGGAUUUUGUUUGUAAUAACUUGAGAACUAGAUGACAGACCGCCAUGUUUUUUUUUAAUGUUUUAGAAACAGUCAAUCGUGCAAACUUUGGUUUACGUUUUCCCUGAUUUCUGUUUGGCGAAAAACAUCACCUACGGUGUUGUUUAGUAGGGCACUAUUGGACCGUCUGUUUCCAUAUACAUUGUAAACUAGCAAUAAAAUUAUGCAAACGAACGAAUAGUUUCGUCUCGUUGCUUUUAGUCCCGUUUUUUGCUGAAGAAUUGUUAUAAUGAGGAAACACAAAACAAAACAAAAAACAAAACAGCGCUGGACUCGCUGCGGUUGUGUAGAAUUUGGUUAGUGUCGUUCGGCUUCUACUACAACCCCCGCAUCCUUCCACACCUCCUUUUUUUUUCUUGCCGUACCGCACAUGAACAUAAAGACAGUAGCAAGAAUACUAUUUUAUUACGCAGCUUACAGUAGUACAGUCAUUUCUUGCCUACAAUAGUUAUGCUUCCCGUACCACUUAGCGCUUGUGUUUAUAGCUGCAAAUCCAUGUCUCCGUGUCCACAUCUCUCUGACACACACUCUCUUCUAUUAUGUUUUGAUAGAAUGGCAACCGGCAGGAACUGUUUUACCCCAACUAUCCCACUAAUCACGGUUUUUAUUUAACAAAAAAAUAGAAAUCCACACUAUAACACACAACGCUGAAGUAAAAAAAAACACAACAAGAGAAAAAAACAAACCCACGGUUGCGACAUACUUACCUAGCGAAACUUUAUUUAUUGUUAUGAUAGAGAUUUUAAACCCACGCACGCACGUUAUAUCGAUUCGAAAAUGGCGGAUAUACAUAUUAUGCAAUACGAUCCCCGCGGAUGAAGGGAAUGUGUCUAUUUUUAUUAAUUUUGUUUUAAAUGUUUGCAUGCGUGUGUGUGUGUAAAGGACGAACGGAGAUAUAUACGGUGGUGUAGACGUUUAGAAAUCAUGUUCCGUUGUGAAGACCGCGCCACGUUGAAAUGGAUUGUUACGGUGGUUUAUUUUGUUUUGCUUCGUUUGUUUUAAACAUGUAAAUUUUGUGUAUCAAUUUUUAAAGAAAGCACUAAUGUAAAUUUAUGUUUUGCAGUUUUGUAUUUGUUUUUCGUUUGUAAUACGUCCAAUCGAAAGACUGUUUUUUUUUAAAUGAUUCUGCAACCGUUUUAUAGCUGAACAUACGCGUUUCGCCUUUAAGAUUCAAUUGUUCUCACCGAAAAACAAAACAAAAAUUACGUUUAUACUGCAAUCCUUAAAAACGUCCGUUUUGUUUACGCUAAAUAGGCUUUACUUCCUUUUGUUUCGCCUAAGCGAAAGAUGUUUCUUUUUCCUUUAUUUGCUGAAACAAAACAGCCGCUACAUUGAAACAGACUAGCGAGAUAGAAAUAAGUGAAAAUCCCUUUAUGCCCGAAAAAACCCUAUGAAAAAAGCUGUGAAAGCUAAGGAUCGUAUAUUUUUCGUUUAUUAUUAUUUACUACCUUUAGUGAGAUGAUAUGUUUUUGGGCAAAAAAGAUACGCAUUAUUGUACUGUAAAAUUGCUAGCACGUUUUAUCUGUUUUUUUUCUCUCUUUUGUAUUAUUAUUUAUUAUUAUGCGCGAACGUCUUUCGAUUGCUGUUCUAGUGAACGUAUGUACGAAAUUACGUAUCGUCACGAAGAUAACAAAUGGGUGAAUAAGAACACGAAAACUAUAGAUGAAAUGUGAAAUGGAGACGAAAUGUGGCUCCUUUAGAGGAAACCGACAAGGUAUCGAGCAGUGUUGAUUGUUGGACAAGUGUAACGAAGAAAAAAACCCGAAACAGAAAACGAACCAGUAAGGGAAAGACGUUAACUAGGCGUCGAAUGGAAAGAUAUAGAACAAAAUAAUCAAAUAAAACACUAGCACACACACACAUACACUCGCGCACAUUCACACGCAAGCACAGUGAGUGUUUAGUGACAAAGAAAAGAAAACAGAAUAAACAAACGCAAUAUGGCCUCACAAUAUGAACAAACUAAACAAAUAACCGAUGAACAAAAAUCAAACCAUAAAAUAAAUUAAGAAGGUAAAUAUUGUUUUUCCCCCAGGCGUACGGAAUGAAAAGUAAAACAAAACCAACCCCCUGAAAGGGUUAAAAACUAUAAAAAAGCACCUUUGGAUGUAAGUGACAAGAAAAGGAAACAAAACAAAAAUGAAUUUGGCAUUAAAGGAACAAAACAGAAAAGUAAUCAAAAGGAAGAAACGGUAUGCAUGUGUGCGUGUGUGCGUGUGUGUAUGUGACUGCAGCAUGCGAUUUAUAUACUUUCGCAAAAAAGUACAUUGUAAGCGUAAUGACGUAACUAGAGAUGAGCAAAUAAAUUCUUUUGAAUGAAAGUA